Messenger RNA from Sclerotinia trifoliorum, 3449 nucleotides. NCBI's taxonomy places the organism in Eukaryota, Fungi, Ascomycota, Leotiomycetes, Helotiales, Sclerotiniaceae. The record is from the annotation of a GenBank genome assembly.
GAGUCGGAGGAAAACGUCGGACACAAUUGAUUGAACUAUCCUCCAUCUUCCCUUUUCCACUCUUGCCUCCAAUUUUAGACCUCGAACAAGGAAACUGGGACUAAAUUACACCUGCAAACGCGUCUUGGUUCAAUGCCUUGCCAAGAUUCUCAUCUCAACUUGGCGAAAGCUUGAUUCAAACCCCUGUAGGUUCAGCGUCAUCACCCCUCCAAACCAUCCGAAUACAUCGAAUCCGAAUGCGCCAGUUCUUCAAAACAGGUAAAAAAAACUGUGAGAGAGGACGUAUUCGGAGUUUGAACCCACCACCAACUGUUGCGAAAUUAUUAUUCCGAUGCUUACGCUCACUGACAAUAAAACUAAUUGAUAAAAAUAAACUUAUCUCUACGACUUCUCUUCUUCUGUCUUGCUCUACUAUGACAUUAUACCAUCAUUUUGAAGCCAUCAUAACUUUAUUCAUUCAAAUCUUUGUGAUCUUCCCCUAUAGUGCUUUCACAAUCAGACGACAGCGAGAAUUGAUACCAAAGAAUAAACCAUCAAUCGAAGAUAUUGCCCAUUCAGAAAAGACGGACUCGAAAAGGAAUUCAAGAACCAUGAUAUCAGACAAGGUUUAUAAGCUCUGUACGAGCGAGGAGACAGUCUCCUCACUGCUUGCAAAAGAUCCUACAAUGGCACCGGGAGAUGCCUGGAAGCAAUUAUAUGGAGGACAUGCGGCAGGGGAGAAGGAAAGUAAGAACGAGGCGAGGAGACAUCGAGAUACCAUAACGCCGGAGGACUUGCAGAGAGCUUUGGAAUGUGGAAAAUGGGGUUCAACGCAACCAAGUGAACUUUUCUUAAAGGUAAGUUAUUUUGAUCUGCAAGAAGAAGAUCAGUAUUGAUGGUUGGCAGAUGUAUCAUGAUGCUCUAUGUACUCUGGAUAAUAGUGUCAGCAAUUGUAUGGUCAGUCCGCCGUUGAUGGGAAGUUCUGGUGUUAUGCCGUUGAGUGUGAUUUCAGUGUACGUACCACUCAAUUGUUCAGAAUUUAUUUCGGACAAUUCUCAUCCCCUUAUGCGAAACAGUGUUUUAACGAGUGAUUCAAUUAGCGUACCAGAUAUUAUGCGACAUAUGUCAAAUCUGAUAGUUCGAGCCGAAAAAGAAGUUAUUCUAGCAACCAACUACUGGCAAAAUUCAGUUGCUUCGAAAUAUAUUACAAAUGCAAUGAAGGAGCUUUCGAGAAGAGCUGGUGAGAGAGGCGAGAGAAUAGUGUUCAAACUACAAUACGACAGAGGAAGUCCGAAACAAUUACUCGAUAAUCAUUACAUGGUUUCAGAGAAAGAAUAUCUCGGAAAAGCUGUUGCACUUCCUACGGCGGCGGAAAUCCCAAAUCUCGAUCUCCAAGUCAUGAAUUAUCAUAGACCUAUGCUCGGAACAUUUCACUGCAAAUAUAUGAUAGUCGAUAGGAGAUUUGCUGUUCUGCAAAGUAAUAAUAUUCAGGACAAUGAUAAUAUGGAGAUGAUGACACAUUUGGAAGGUCCAAUUGUUGAUUCUCUAUAUGAUAUGGCUCUGAUUUCUUGGCAUAAGAAAUUUGAGCCUCCAUUACCAAGUCAUAAUUCUCCUGCAGUUCAAGGUGGAUUGAGCUCAUUCCAAAACAAACGUCACGAUGAGAUUUUUGAUCAAAAUGGUUCUAUCAGAGGUCACUCGGCUGUUGUACAUCCGGAAAGAAUGCAGGCACAACAAGCUUACUCUUAUGAACCUCGAGCUUCAAAUCAGCCGGGUUACGUUCAUCCUGAGACGGCAGCAAAUGGUAAUUCAGCCACAGGUCCUUCAACAACCGAGAGUGUCACACAUCCUGUUGGAAGUACCAAUAAUGCGGAGAGCAUUAGCAAUGGAGUUGAACAAAUUCAAUUGAAUGGUGAUCAAAAUGUUAAUCAUGGAUUCGAGGAUAAAGAUCUCAAAACUAGAGAAAUGAUGGCUGAGAAUGCAAGAGCGAUUGCAACCACAGGAGAUGCUGAACACAUUGUUCAUACGAAAGAUGGCGAUAAAGCGGUCCCUACCUCACCAGAACGAGCAACUCAAGCCCAACAUGGUAUCAAUGGACCCGAUAUAGAGACUCAGGAAUUUCUAAGCAACGGAACUCAAGUAAUCCCUCAAUCACAAAUCGAACACCCCUCACCAUCCGGUAAUCUUUUACCGGAACACACAACCGAUGAUCCCCAUUAUGAUGAAGAUAUCGCCGGUGAAGUAGCUCGAGUUCAAACUGCUGUUUCUCCUAAAAAUGGAGAAACAAGGAUUGAAGCCGUUACUCGUCACCUCAACCAUACUAGAAAUCCAGGCUUCAAAGGAAAUGCACCGGAUUGUGCACCACAAGAAGAAAUGACUCCUUACAUUCCUCAUCCAGUUCAUGAACCAUUCCCUAUUGCUAUGGUUUGUCGUGAACCAUAUGGAUCGCCAAAUCAUAGCUCUGUGUAUAAUCCUCAAAAUGAGGUUUGGCUUUCCGCAUUGAGAAAUGCUACCAAAAAUGUUUUUAUCCAAAGUCCUACACUUAAUGCUGAGCCAUUGGUUCCGGAAAUUGUUGAAGCGUGCGAGAGGGGUGUCGAUGUAUAUUGUUACAUCUGUCUUGGAUAUAAUGAUACAGUAAGUUCUACACAUCCAAACUUUCCAACAAUUAAAUAUACUAAUAAACACCCAGGGCGAACUCCUCCCAAUGCAGGGCGGCACCAACGAAAUGAUCGCUCACAAAAUGUACACCACCCUCUCUGAAACCGGAAAACAACAUCUCCACUACUUCUUCUACAUCGGUAAAGACCAAACGGUCCCUCUCGUCGCCAAAAAGAAGCUCCGCGAUUGCCACAUCAAAGUCAUGAUCGUAGACGAACACAUCGGUAUCCAAGGCAACGGAAACCAAGAUACGCAAUCCUGGUUUCACAGUCAGGAAAUUAAUGUUAUGAUUGAUAGUGCGGUGGUUUGUAAGGGGUGGAUUGAUGGAUUGAGACGAAAUCAAAAUACUCAUCUGUAUGGGGAGGUGGCGAAGAGUGAUGGGAUUUGGAGAGAUGACGGGGGGAAUGAGGCGAAGGAUGUUAUUGGCGUUGAUCCGGGGAGGUUCUCAUGGGCGAAGGGGUUUUUGGGUGCGAUUAAUAGGGUUAGGGGGACGGGGGAUUUUUGAUUUUUGAUUUUUAGGGCUAAAGUUGGGUGUGUGGUGUGUGGUGUGUAGUGGGGGAGAGAUGAGGUUGGGAGGGGAAGGGAAGUAAUAUAUUUUAUCUUGGAUUUGAACGUUUAAGACUGAUUUGUAUAGUUCUAAGAUGCUGGGUGUGUGUUAGUAUAGCUAUAUAUAUAUAUAUACACACGAGUACACGAGUAUAGUAUAAUAAGUUUAUCCCCCUAUAACAAGUUAAUAUCUCCCAUCCGAAAACUCUUUACAUUAUCAAUGAAGUCAACAACCAGCCCGAGUAACAGAGAAUAGAAAACCAACCGCU